This is a messenger RNA of Geodia barretti, 243 nucleotides long. The record is from the annotation of a GenBank genome assembly. Lineage: Eukaryota; Metazoa; Porifera; Demospongiae; Tetractinellida; Geodiidae.
GUUCGUACUUUUAGUGAGUACACGAACGGAAGGACAGGCUAUCAAACCAUCCUGAAAACCUUGAGUAUAGCAGGAAAGUGCAGUGCAAGCCACCUUCAAUAGUUACUGUUAAAAAUGGAUGACCUCGAUUUUGUAUGUAUGCAUGUAUGUAUGUAUGUAUAUUAAGGUGGCCUAAAUCUUUCGUACUUUUAGUGAGUACACGAACGGAAGGACAGGCUAACAAACCAUCCUGAAAACCUUGAC